Molecule: messenger RNA, 3214 nt
Organism: Cololabis saira (Pacific saury)
Lineage: Eukaryota; Metazoa; Chordata; Actinopteri; Beloniformes; Belonidae
Product: cadherin-18
Exons: 12
Coding region: 504-2900 (798 amino acids)
Biological process (GO): calcium-dependent cell-cell adhesion; multicellular organism development; cell morphogenesis
Cellular component (GO): adherens junction; plasma membrane; catenin complex
Molecular function (GO): calcium ion binding; cadherin binding
Source: RefSeq, a predicted model, not a curated record
GAGAGAGAGGGAGAGAGACGGAUCUCCUGGAGCCGCGCGGAGAAGCUUCGCCCCGGAGAGGAUGGCAGGGGCUGGAGGAACCUGAGAGACACGGAAUCUAAAUCUAAACCAGCUCUGUUGUCGCCCUCCGUCAGCUGUCAUGCGCGUCCAGGAGGGGCAGGAGAGCAGGACUUCCAGAAUGGCUUCCGGGAUUAACCUCUGGUCUUGGUAGAACUACCCAGAAGUUCACGUCUGUUUGCACAGCAUCUCAGCCUCUGGGAAAUUCCAUAAUGUAAAUGCAACUGGCCCCUUUUUUUAAUUUAGGCUUAGCACCAUGAACCAUAAAGGAUCUCCCAGGACCGUUUCUGCCACAGUUUGGAUUUGAUUCAGCUUUUUUCUUUUUCGCUGGGACCGUUUCACGGGUCUGCAGCGGUGGCCUUUGGUGGCAGCUGCUGCAGCAGCGGCCGAAGGUGGACCUUGGUGCCUUGGAACACAGGGAUACUUUCACAAAAGCACACACCAUCAUGAGGAUAUCCACCACCACUUGUCUCUGUCCAUUUUUGGUCUGCCUCUGCUUCAUCCAGAGGUGCUACGGGACGAGCCACCAUGUCCCCACCAAAGUGCCCUCCAAGAUCAACCAGACCAAACUGGCCAACGGGGAGACAGAGGUGCACCACAGGCCCAAGCGGGGCUGGAUCUGGAACCAAUUCUUUGUUUUAGAAGAACAAAUGGGACCAGAUGCACAAUAUGUGGGAAAGCUUCACUCAAACUCGGAUAAAGGCGAUGGAUCUGUCAGGUAUAUUCUGAGCGGAGAAGGAGCUGGGACUAUAUUCAUCAUCGACGAAGUGACAGGAGAUAUUCACGCUACUAAGAGCCUGGAUCGGGAACGGAAAACACAUUAUGUCCUGCAUGCACAAGCCUUGGACCGCUACACAGAGGAGGCCCUGGAACCAAAGUCGGAAUUCAUCAUCAAAGUGCAAGACAUCAAUGACAACGCGCCUAAAUUUCCAGAUGGACCCUUUGUAGCUCUGGUGCCCGAGAUGUCUGACGUGGGCACCUCUGUGUUGCAAGUCACAGCCAAUGAUGCCGACGACCCCACCUAUGGGAACAGCGCCAAAAUAGUCUACAGUAUCCUACAAGGACAGCCAUAUUUCUCUGUCGACCCCAAAACAGGAAUCAUCAGGACUGCCUUAUCCAACAUGGACCGGGAAGCCAGAGAGCACUACACUGUUGUCAUCCAAGCCAAAGACAUGGCCGGCCAGGUCGGAGGUCUCUCUGGCUCCACCACCAUCAACAUCACGCUCACAGACGUCAACGACAACCCGCCCAAGUUUCCACAGAAAAAUUACGAGCUCUUUGUCCCUGAAUCGGCUCAAGUUGGAAAACCAGUGGGGAAGAUCAAAGCCAACGAUGACGACCUCGGCAUCAACGCAGACAUCAAGUAUGGCAUCAUUAACCCUGAGGGCGCAAAUAUGUUCUCCAUAUCCACAGACAGAGACACGAGAGAGGGAAUUAUCAGCCUCAAAAAGCAGCCACUGAACUAUGAGAAGAAGAAUAUCUACACACUUCAGAUUGAGGGAACGAAUACGCACGUGGAUACUCGUUUUUCCUAUCUUGGCUCUUUCAAAGACACGGCUAACCUGAAAAUCACAGUGGGGGAUGUUGACGAAGCCCCCGUCUUUUCCAUGGAUUAUUACAUUUUGGAUGUUUAUGAGAACUCACCAAGUGGAACAGAAGUGGGUGCGGUUACAGCUCGAGAUCCAGACAGCAAGAACAGUCCUGUCAGAUACUACUUGGACAGCAAGGAGGGUGAAGUGAGGUACUUCAGAAUACAUGAAAGCAGCGGAGUGAUACGGACGACGCAGCCUCUGGACCGGGAGGACAUGGCUUGGCACAACAUCACUGUAAUGGCCUCGGAGGUUGACAACCCGAGCCUCGCCACGCCUGUUCCCGUCACCAUUCAGGUCCUGGACAUGAAUGACAACCCACCAGAAAUCCCCACCGACGAGGAGGUGAUCGUGUGCGAGAGCUCCAAGCAAGGCCAGCUGAUCCAGACUGUGACGGCGGUGGACAAGGACGACUUUGCCAAUGGACAGCGAUUUUCUUUCGCUCCGCCAAGCCACCUGCCAAUGAAUCCCAACUUCACCUUAAAGGACAAUGAAGACAGCACAGCCAGCAUCAUUGCCAGGCGGCGCCGUUUCAACCACCUGACACAGGAGCUGUACGAGCUGCCCAUCGUGGUCUGGGACGGUGGGGAGCCGUCGCUGAGUGGCACCAGCACCUUGACCCUGCGGGUUUGCCCGUGCCAGCGCCGCGGCAGGAUCCGGAUAUGCCAGGGAGAAGCUUUCCUCUCCUCCGCGGGCCUCAGCACGGGGGCUCUGAUCGCCAUCCUGCUGUGCAUAGUCAUCCUGCUGGCAAUCGUGGUUCUCUUCAUUACCCUGAGGAGAAGCAAGAAAGAGCCCCUCAUCAUCUCCGAAGAAGACGUUAGAGAAAACGUGGUGACGUACGAUGACGAGGGCGGCGGUGAGGAGGACACAGAGGCCUUUGACAUCAUCGCCCUUCGAAACCCAGCUGCAGCAGAGGAGCUCAAGUUCCGACGGGACAUUCGCCCGGAUGCGAGGCAUCACUGCAGCCUGUCGCACGGCCACAUGAGCCCGUCCAUGGAGCUGGACGAGGUGGAUGUGCACGAGUUCAUCAAGCAGAGACUGGUGGAGGCCGACCUGGACACCAGCGUGCCGCCCUACGACUCCCUUCAGACCUAUGCGUUUGAAGGUCAGGGCUCACCCACAGGAACCAUCAGUCCACUAGACUCUCUGGGCGUACAGUCAGAGCAGGAAUAUAACUAUCUGGAUAACUGGGGACCUGAGUUCCAGAAACUAGCAGAACUCUACGGAGAAGCAGAGUUGGAUGUGGCAACCUAGUCUGUGAUUUCACUCCCGUUCAAACCAAAUCUGUUUGGAACCCGUUUUUCAGAUUUUUCCGUGAAUGAUAUGGACACACAGAAGCUUUCAAACGGUUUGAGUGGUUUUCAACAUUUACUGUUGAAUCAAGAAGACUGCUCACCUUUUUGUUUUUCUUUUUUUUUCCAUUUUGUUGCGUUGGAUGAAGGAUCGUUCAUCUGGAAAUACUGGAUUUUGAGAUGAAAGAACAAAUAUGGGGAAAAAAGAAAAAUAUUUCCCUUGGUGUAUAUUUUUUAAUGCUCAAUAAAGUCCUGAAAUCCAUUUGGGUGGAUAUG